AUGGAGGAUAAUCAGCUAAGACAAUUAAAAGACAUAUUCAACCGGUUCGACAUGGACGCAGACGGAAGCUUAACCAUCUUAGAACUCGCGGCCCUUCUCCGUUCACUCGGUCUCAAACCAUCCGGCGACCAAAUCCACGUCCUGUUAGCAACUAUGGACGCAAAUGGCAACGGUUUCGUGGAGUUUGAUGAGCUCGUAGGCAUUCUUCCCGACCUGAACGAAGAGAUCCUCAUCAAUUCCAAACAGCUACACGACAUUUUCAAAUCUUUCGACAGAGAUGGUAAUGGAUUCAUCACCGCGGCGGAAUUGGCUGGAGCCAUGGCCAAGAUGGGACAGCCAUUGACGUAUAGAGAAUUAACGGAGAUGAUCAAAGAUGCUGAUACAAACGGUGAUGGUGUUAUUAGCCUUGGUGAAUUUGCUUCCAUUAUGGCUAAAUCUGCUGUUGAUUAUUUUGGUUUAAAAACUAAUUCAUGA
This is a messenger RNA of Eruca vesicaria subsp. sativa (arugula), 474 nucleotides long. The record is from the annotation of a GenBank genome assembly. Lineage: Eukaryota; Viridiplantae; Streptophyta; Magnoliopsida; Brassicales; Brassicaceae.